Histoplasma capsulatum G186AR is the source of this 2276-nucleotide messenger RNA. RefSeq lists its product as uncharacterized. Bases 1 to 1878 code for a protein of 625 amino acids. The transcript has 2 exons. Lineage: Eukaryota; Fungi; Ascomycota; Eurotiomycetes; Onygenales; Ajellomycetaceae. The record is from RefSeq and is a predicted model, not a curated record.
AUGUCCACCGCGGUUGCUCCACCCACCGCUGCUCCCCUUCCCCCAAUGGUUGACCACAACCGUGACCACAACCGUGACCGCGACGGUGACCGCGAUCGCGACAGAGACCGAGACCGAGACCGAGAUCGUCUCACUGCCCUUGGCCGUGUCAACGACUCCUCCGCCUCAUCGUCCUCCUCCAACUCCUAUCCUGCUCCUGCUCCUCCCAUGUCUUCUUCCUCUCAUCCUGCUACCACUUCCACACCGUUACGGGCUACCACGGAUCGCCCGUCCGGCAAAACCACCCCCCCUGAUGGUAAACGCUCGCCAAACAUUUCUCGAAGCGGGGGCGCUGGGUCGUCCAAAAUAUCAGUCAAAAAGGAACCCUCAACCUCUCCCAGCCUCCACUCCAGCUCCCGUCAUCGUCCACGCAAACUUGAUCUCUCCUCCAGCACCCUCUCCGCACAAUCCGGUUCCUCCACAGCGCGCGGUCCUUUGACUGCAAGGGAAGGUGGAUUGACUGCUAUGCAUGAUGUUGGCUUAGCUUGCCUAUCUCCAGGCUUCCAGACCCAAGACCCGAUCAUCCACGAGCAGCUUCAACGUAGCAUCUCCGUCAGAGACCAACAGAGAUCGAUAAUCGAAUCUCGCCUGCAGAAAACAGCCAAGGGCGAUGGUCCCGAUGGCAUCAAACCCUCAGAAUCAAAUCUGUUCGGUUCUCUCAAAACCCCGUCUUCGUCCAAGAAACGCCCUCCACCGGGUUUGUCGAUUGUUCCCCCAUCAGCCUCGCAAUUCGCCAAUGAACGAGUCAUCCAGUCCGCCCCGCUAAACCAGACCUUCACAGGCCGCCACAACCCACACCCCAUCACCCGCCAUCUUAUAAACCACCCUUCAGACCAUCGUAUGAACUCCCCCAUCCACCAUGUGGCCCCAGCAAAUCAGACAAACAAUCGCCUCCCACCCAUUGCCGACGUUUUCGGCUCUGAUACCCUCGUCCCCCGUAAUCAGGAACGCGAUCACCGUGAAUGGGAUCGCGAUGACAGGAAUAACACCACGCACAGACGUAGCAACAAUCCAAACAACAGUAACAAUGGCGGCUUCUACCAACCUAACAGUAAUUCUAAUACCAGCAGCAACAACAACAAUAAUAACAAUAUAGGACCCUUGCCCUCUCCCUCCCUUCCUGUAAACCACCCUACGUCCUCCUGCACAUCUUCCACCACUACCACUACCACCACCACCACCGGUGGCAGCGCAUCAACCACAAAACGUCCCCGUGAAUAUCGCUCCGCCGAAGAAGCCGUGCAUGAACUCGCUGGUGGCCGCGAAGAUCUCCUUCCGCGAAUUGUCCACUACAACAGUAACACAAACUCAACGGUCACCAAUAAUAAGCAAAGCAGUACUACCAACCAACGUCACCAACCUGUCUCCCCACCGCUCCCCAGCACCAAUACAAAUGGCAUCCAGCAACAACACACCUCCAGCUCGCUCCACUAUCAUCAUCACCAUCACCUCCACAAUCAGCAUCAGCAACAACAGCAACAAUACCCUCACUCAACCGCCGGCCGCCGCCGCACGCGCAACGAAUAUGAGCGCGAUAACGGCAGUCCACCGCUAGGUUCCGGGCCGCCAGAUACGAGGUUCCGCGGCGCGCCUGCACCUGUCCCUGGCCCCACACCUGCUGCAUCUCGUGGAACUGCUGGAGGCCAAGGGGGGAGUCCUGGCGGCGGUGCUGGCUAUCCUACAGGUGGUGGCGCCGGUGCAGGUUCAGGGACUGGCGGUACGUUUGGGUAUGGAGGGGGUCCAUUUGGGGCAGGAAGAGAUUCGCCGGAGACGCAGAGGAGGAAGAAAGAAGAGUUUUUGGGUUUGUGUGCACGGGCAUGGGAUUUGUUUCAUUCGUAGGGAUGUGGGGAUUGGAAUAGAUUGUGGGCACUGGGAUGGAUGGAGCGAGGGCGGAUGUGCUGUUUGCUGCUCACUUUUUGAUGUUUUCUCUGUUCUUCAACUUCAUUGUUGAUUGAUUGAUCUUCUGCUUUGAUCGAUGCCGUUUCCGUCCUCGUUCCUCUUUCACUUCCUAUUUCCAUCCAUAUCUCUUUUCCGGUUUCGGUUUCGGUUUCGGUUUCGGUUUCAUGGUACCUGACCCCUUUCGUGUUUCGCCUUGGUAUUUUCUUUUUGAUUCUCGUUCUUGAUUUUUUGGCUUUGGCUUUGGCUUUCGUUGCCGCUAGUGGAAGGAUUGGGGCAUGGUCUUGUCUUUGCUAUUCAUUUCUACCAUAUGCUGUACUAUGCGAUCCAUCUGCUAUUUG